Messenger RNA from Solea senegalensis (Senegalese sole), 2769 nucleotides. It is a transcript of the gene prr35, whose product is annotated as proline rich 35. The coding region runs from base 145 to 2373 and encodes 742 amino acids. The transcript is spliced from 3 exons. The record is from RefSeq and is a predicted model, not a curated record. Lineage: Eukaryota; Metazoa; Chordata; Actinopteri; Pleuronectiformes; Soleidae.
GCGCUGCGUGCCCUCCCAGUGCCGCCACACAGGAGCUGAGCAGCCACACCGGGACGCUCUCCAGAUUUGGCUUCACUUUUAUCAAGAACAUGCUUUUUCAACCCUCUCCCGCAAGAGAAUUGAGGAAAGGCCCAAGCACAUUAAAUGAAAUCCUCCCAGGCACACAAAGUUAAUUCAUUACCUCAAAGACAGGCCAGAAAAUCUCCAGAAAUUCAUAAAUACCGAGACUCAGUCAUGUCCAAGGACGAAACUUGCAAAGUGACGUCUGCCAACAAACACAAGGAGCGCAAGCCUAAGAAGCCUCACUAUAUUCCUCGACCAUGGGGCAAACCGUACAACUACAAAUGCUUCCAGUGCCCCUUCACAUGCAUGGAGAAAUCGCACCUAUACAACCACAUGAAGUACAGCCUGUGUAAGAACUCUUUAUCUCUGCUCAUAGAGUCAGACUGGCCUUAUAAAAAGGGCAACAUCCUGCACUCAGACCAGCUUCAACCCUUUAAGCAGGCACACGAUUUCCAUGCUUCGGGAAACGAUGAACCACAACAGGCGUCACAGACGGAAGAGAGACAGCGGCAACAGAGGAACGUAGCCGAGGAAAGAGAGGACAGGGGAAAACUGGGACAAGACAGUGAGGAAAACCGAGGGGAUGUUGCCGGGCCGGCAACAGAGAGGGUUAGUAACAGCAGGAGCGCAGGAGACGCUGCAGAUCACUCUGCCAAGAACAUCAAACAACCAGAAUCAGUGCUUCUGAUGUCUGACAUGCUCUCCCUGGAGGACCACCUGUUACGAGCACAUUCAUUAGAAGUAGAGGAUCAGCUUAAACAUUAUAAACUAUCCAAGAAUUGUCUCUCUGAACAGUGGCGGCGGUUAACAUCCGGCCACACUAAGGCCAAAUCAGAAGGAUCGCUGCCUCGAGUGACUUCUAUUCCCUGUUACCCUCCUCCUCCAAACCUCAUUGAUUACCAGGAUCCCGCUGGACUCAACCUCUCAGUGCUUGGGGUGGGCUAUCCCAUCAGCCCCAGCCUCCCUUCCUACAUGAACUCAGUUCUUUCAGCUCCUGCCACAGUUGUGACUGCCCAGACCCACGCACAGCUCACUCAGCUUCCCUUCCUGGCAUCAGCAGCUCAACUGAUGCACCCGGCUUCCAGCGUGCACACAGACAGGACCCUGAUCCCUCCUCGUCUAUAUUACCCAUUCCUGUAUGAGCACACGUUCAGACCAGCCGCCUGUCAGAGUGAUGCCAGCAAACCUGCGAAAUCAUCCUCGAACAAUCCCCAAUCUACCUGCCAGCCUAAAGUCAGUCUGUGGAAGGUGCCGGCUUUGCGGCCGGGGACGACUGCUGCCUCCGCUGCUGACUGGGCGUCACCACAGAGCUACAGGCUCGGUGAUAAACUGCAGGCUGCAGCCAAAGACGGCAAAGCAAGCGCGGAUCUGAAGAGGACAGGGGCUCCACUGGGGAACCACGAGGCACCCAUGGAGAAGAAGCCAGCCAUGGGCUGUUCUCUGGAUGUCCUGAAGAAUAUUCAGACUGUAGCCUCACUAUCAGCAGCAGAAAACCUUCCCUUCCAGAACAGUUUACCAGAUGUGCAGCUUCCGUCCUGGCCCACUGAACUGUGGUACAGUGAUCCCGUCACCAGUCCCAAAAGUGAAGUAUCCUCUGUGUCAACAUUUGGAAGACCCAACAGCCACGAAGUGACUGCAGUCCGGACGAUUGGAGACGGCGCCUCAGAGUCAGUGGGAGCUCUGUUAAGCAACCUGUCCAAGGCCUUAGAGGAGUACCAAGAGGCCGAGCAGAGAAUCUCCAACCUGGAGAAGGAGGAUCUCUCUGCCCAGCACCACCUCUGGGAUCACCUGAGCAAAAUCCGAAGUGAACUGUCCCACAUAAACCAGGCGCUGGAGAGGACAGCUGAGCAGAGCGAUGGGCCUCUUGACCUCUCAGUCAAGAGGGAGUCGAUGGGUUUUGCUGGAGAGGACGGCAGUCUGAAGGACAACGGCACAGAGACAGAGGACGACAACGACGAGCUGGAGGAGAGAAGGGAAGAAGCGGAGGAUGAGAGUAAAAAGAAGGCAAUGAAGGCUUCGUUAGAGAGUCGUAAAAAGUCGUUGGACAUUUUGAUUAAAAUGAGUCAGGCGUCCAUGGUGAACACAGACCUCCUCUCUCCUGGCGGUCUUGCCAUCAGUCCAGCCGAGGCCUUAUGGCCAAACAGAACCACCAAGUGUGAGGCAGACUCCAGCGUCCUCCUCUGCCCCGACGGCCGAUCCGUGGUGUUCACUGACGUCCCUGCUUCUACGAAAACAUCCACUAAACCUCUGUCCAUACAGCGACUGGAAGCUCCGUGUCCUCCGAGCCCUUUGACGGCGACUGACAACUGACAGCUUCUGUCCCUCCGACUGUAAAAUAGUUGAUUCUAUAUUAUCACUGGCAUGCCUUUGAUUUUCAGUGGCCACAGCUCGUCUACCUUCACUAAUGUUUCAGACGUUCUCAGAAAACGCGAUCGUUUUGGAUUUAUUAUCUACAAACUGAAUGUCAGUAUUCUUUGAAGCACAAUUUAAAAUGAAAUACUAGCACUUAGUGAAUUCAAUCAGGACCAUUUGAACCAUGAAGUCAAUUCAAAUUAUGCAGAAAGACAAUCCUUUGAAUUGAAUUGUUAAUGAUGUAAUUAGAAUAAAUGUAAGUAAAAUAUUUUAUAAGGGCAAGUGGUUGUAUGUGGACAUUUCACUUGAAAUGAAAAUAAAAUGUCUUAUAAAUGACAUCCUUUCAACAAACGG